Molecule: messenger RNA, 1844 nt
Organism: Pogoniulus pusillus (Red-fronted tinkerbird)
Lineage: Eukaryota; Metazoa; Chordata; Aves; Piciformes; Lybiidae
Gene: CEP44
Product: centrosomal protein 44
Exons: 11
Coding region: 283-1407 (374 amino acids)
Cellular component (GO): centrosome; spindle pole
Source: RefSeq, a predicted model, not a curated record
CCAGCCGGUUUCUGAGGGGCGGCAGCGAGGGCCCGGCGGGAAGGGCAUUUCCACAGUGGGGGCGGCACUUAGCACGGGUGAGCGUCAGCAUCUCUUUGGAGGGCUUACCCCGCCUUAGGGGCCGGCGGCGCGGAACGGCUUUGAGCCCAGUGCUCUUCCUCUCCUCAGAGCUAGCAGUCCUGAGGGGGAGUUGCGAAGGCCCAGUGGCCGGCUGAUCUAGGGGAGGAGAAUGGACUAUACUACUUUUUUAUUUUGUGAUCUGAAAGAAUAAUAUUUGGUGUAAUGGCAACAGGAGACCUAAAAGGAAGUUUAAGAAAACUAGAACAAGGACUUCGUUUACUGAAUUAUCCAAGAGAUGUGGAUUAUACAGUGUUAGUAAAGGGUGACCCAGCUGCAUUUUUACCUAUCAUCAGCUACUCUUUUACAUCCUUUUCAACUCACAUAGCAGAACUUUUGGUGAAGUGUGAUGUGGAGCUUACAGCAAAGAGUGACUUGCGUUUUAUUGAAGCCAUUUAUAAGCUGCUUCGAGAUCAAUUUCAAUAUAAACCAAUUUUAACGAAACAGCAGUUUCUUCAAUUUGGCUUUGCAGAAAGGAAAAUGCAGAUUGUUUGUGACAUUAUCAACUGUGUGGUGAAAAAGCAUAAGGAAUUAAGUAACUUGAAAAAGGUUAAAUCCCAAACAAGGAAAAAGCUCAGGUCUUUUAAGUAUGAAGUAUGGCCGAAUUGGGAUAAUGUCCUUACUGAUCCUAGUGGGAGUGCUCUGAACUCCAAACAGACGCCUCAAGUAGAACGGCACUCAGGCAAUGAAGUUAGUUGUGACCUUCAUCCACUACCCCUCCCAGCACAGGGAGGUCAUGAAGAAGAAUUGUAUCUAGAUCAUGAUGCUGCGGAAGUUAAACAUGAACAAGUUAUGGAAGAUAAUUCAGAGAUUGAAUUCCUAAAGAUUCAGCUUGCUGAUUGCCAGGAAAAGCUUUACAAGCUAGGUUGGAUGGAAGAGAAGCUACAUGUUUUAGAAGAGAAACUGGAAGGAAAGGUGAUCAUAGAUGAGAAGGACUGGAAUGACUUGUUGAGUAGAGUUUUGCUUCUUGAAACAGAGCUAACAUUGCAGUCAAAAAAGAAUAUACCUACAGAGUUCAGCAAUAUAAAUCAAGAAUGUAAUUCCAGUAGGAUUCCAGUUUCUCUUGAUACAGAGAGGAAGAAGGAGAUGCCAGAGAGUCUUCAUCAGUCAUCAAGACACAGUUCACUGUUAUCCACAGACCCAUCUCCCAAAGCCAUGACCAUUAAUUCUCAUCAUCUGACAGACAUUUCAAAGGAGACAACAAGGCAAAGAAUGGAAAGGAUAAGUAAAAUAAUCGAGGAAACCUCAGAAUUGUUGAAAAUACCCAGCAACACCUCUGAGAAGACCUAAAAGCACAGGUCCUGUUUUCUGUAGACAUAUUAAUAUCAAAACUAGUAUGUGUUUGGGCAACAUUACUUUUUUAAUGUAACAAAUCAGUAGUGACCAUUAGUACUUAAAGUUAUGGAAUAAAUAUUUGCUAAUGCAUCUGUGUAUUGAUUUCCCUACCUACCUCCGGUACCAGUUUUUGGUUUUAAAAACUUCAAACAGUUUCCACCUCAGUUUGUGAAGUCAUUAAAGCAGUGUAUUUUUGUGUUGACAUUUGUUAGCAGUGUGCUAAGUAAUGUGUUUUUUGAAGUGCAGGCUUGAGUAUGUUGGUUUACAUCCUGUUGGAAACAUUCCAGCUGGGACCUCAGUAUUACACCCAAGAGGCUUCUUUACAUACCAUCUUACCAUCUGUACUGUUGAAUAAGUUUUAACAAAAACUUAAAUACACAAUUUCAAAUGUG